AUGCAUUUCCUCUCGCUCUCCAGGUGCAUUGCACUGGGUAUAUCCUGCACAGCUAUCUUGUCCACAGCCGUGGCUAAGAAACUGAUCCACGACAUACCCCCAAAAUCACUGUACACAUUCGAUGAGCUGUGGGAGCUUGAAAAGGGGUUCUGGGACGCCUUUCUUUACCCAGCGAAUAUCAAACAAACACAGGGAAAUCAGUCGACCAUAUUCGCUGCCGAUGUGCAAGGCCGAGUGGACAUAACUCGUACCUUUGAUGGCGAUGAACUCAACCGCGAGUACAUCUUCGGCCUCUUCGCAGAUCCGGCACAUGUCAGCCUCGUCGGUGUUCCAAUCUCGUAUAGCAUUACUCAAUUCACCGCGAACGACAACAUCGCCAGUGCCACGACGGUAGUUACGUUCAACGCGACAACUUUCGGAGUCCUUGUUCCCGUCACUAUUGAUACAUGGAUUGAAUUCAACGAAGAUGGAAAGAUUACUCAAUACGAUGCCACAUUCCGUUGGUUCGAAUAUCUACUGGACUUCCUGCUUGAGGGUGUUGCGACGCAAAUUAAUGCAACUUCCCCAGACCAAGCCGUCGCAUAUGUCUCGGACAUACUAGCGAAGACUAUCUGCGCAACUCAUGACAAGGACUGCACAGGAUCCGACCAACAAUAUAGUGACAACAGCGCUUGCUAUAGUUUCUUGACCAAGUCCAUUCGUUUUGGCAAGAGCUACGAGCUUGGACGGAAUACGUUACUAUGUCGCGAGGUUCAUGAGCAUAUGGUGCAGUAUCGCCCGGACGUCCACUGCGCUCAUAUUGGACCGACUGGCGGCGGCUACUGCGUGGAUGAUAUGACGUACGGCCAGACCGUUUUGGAGAAGUAUUUCAACGACUCGUGGAUUCCAUAUGGAUACGGAUUGAGUCCGGAUGUAUGGCUGAAGAACUAA
Molecule: messenger RNA, 930 nt
Organism: Penicillium daleae
Lineage: Eukaryota; Fungi; Ascomycota; Eurotiomycetes; Eurotiales; Aspergillaceae
Exons: 2
Coding region: 1-930 (309 amino acids)
Source: RefSeq, a predicted model, not a curated record